Molecule: messenger RNA, 2897 nt
Organism: Polypterus senegalus (gray bichir)
Lineage: Eukaryota; Metazoa; Chordata; Cladistia; Polypteriformes; Polypteridae
Product: DENN domain-containing protein 4B-like
Exons: 18
Coding region: 210-2897 (895 amino acids)
Biological process (GO): regulation of Rab protein signal transduction
Cellular component (GO): cytoplasmic vesicle
Molecular function (GO): protein binding
Source: RefSeq, a predicted model, not a curated record
CGUCUCCUCCUCUCCUCCGCGCCGACAGUCGUCAGUGUCGCAACGCAUCACAACGCAGCGCCUCUUGGAGCGAAACCUCCCCUCCCUUCGGUCUCCGCUAGAGAGUAGCCGGCGCGAGAGGGGUUCACGACGCAGACGAGGAUGUCCAAUGCACAGACUGACAGUCUCUGCCGACAUGUAAUGAGGGGUGUAGUAGGCUCACAAGCAGCAUGACGGAAGAGAAAUGCCCUCAGCUGGUUGACUACUUUGUGGUGGCAGGCUUAACAACAGGUUCCAAGCCACUAGAUGAAGAUGGCCAGCAGAGAGGUGCCCGUCCUGUGGAGCCUAUCACAGAAGUGGUGGUCAUCAUCCGGUCACUUGGAGAAGAUGUGCCUGAGGGCUUUACGUGCAUUGAAAAAUCUCAGUCUGGGUACUCUGCAGACCUCAGUGCUGGCUUGCUCAACAAUCCCCAUAUGUUUCUAUGCUACAAACGAGGACGGGAGAAGCCUCCCAUCCUUGACCUUGGGGUUCUGUAUGAAGGAAAGGAACAAGUAAAAGCUGGAUGGAAUGUUAUUGAGACCACUCCUUAUAGCCAUUCAGCCAACCUGGGCUCCGGAGGACCAGGAAUCCACCGCACAUUCAUCAUGUACCGUAGAGCACCUGACUCUCAGGCGCUUAACACAUUAGGGGUCACUGAUAUCUCAGUAAUCUUACCAAGUAAAGGAGAGAGUGUUCCACACACCUUCUGCAAAGUGGACAAGAAUCUCAACAAUGGAAUGUGGGGACCUGACCUUUAUCUUUGUUAUAAGAGAGCAGUUGCCAAGGCCAAUGCAGUUGUCUAUGAAGCUGGAUUAAUCAGCCGCUACCCAGAAACAGACAUAGAAUUAUUCCAGCUGCCGAAAUCUGUGCCAGUGUUUUGUUUACCAAUGGGGGUCACAAUUGAAAGCUGGCCUUUAAACACCAAAUACCAGCUUCCUGUUUUCUCAACAUUUGUCUUGACUAGUGGUUCUGGGGACAAGGUUUAUGGUGCUGCUAUUCAGUUCUAUGAACCAUACCCUCGAGAGAGGCUUAAGGACAAACAAAAGCAGCGUCUUGGCCUAGUUAGCAUUGUGGACCGGCGGCCAAUCACUAAUCGGAUGGUACAGGUGAAAAAGAGCAUCUGUGUACUGUCUCACUGGCCUUUUUUUGACGUCUUCCAGAAGUUUCUGACUUUCAUCUAUCGUUACUCCAUUUCAGGGCCACACGUCCUUCCCAUUGAGAAGCACAUCUCUAGCUUUAUGCACAAUGUCCCUUUUCCCUCACCACAAAGACCUCGAAUCCUAGUACAGCUGUCUCCAUAUGAUAACCUAUUGCUGUGCCAACCAGUGUCGUCACCUUUGCCUCUCAGUGGAGCAAGUUUUUUGAAACUCAUACAGAACCUGGGCUCAGAGAAUGCUGCUACCCUCCUUAUGGCAGUUCUAAUUGAGCAUAAGCUGUUGCUCCAUUCACUGCGUCCAGAUGUCUUAACCAGUGUGAGCGAAGCCCUUGUAUCUAUGACGUUCCCACUCCGCUGGCAAUGCCCCUAUAUCCCCCUUUGUCCACUGAAUUUGGUUGAUGUACUGUGUGCACCAAUGCCUUUCAUUGUUGGUGUCCACUCUAGCUAUUUUGAUCUCUAUGACCCUCCUCACGAUGUCAUCUGCAUUGAUCUGGACACCAAUACUAUCUUCUAUGAAGAAAAGAAGAUGUUAUCUUGGCGACUGUUGCCACGCAAACCUUGCAAAGCUCUCAUCCAGACACUAAGUAAUCUCCAUCAACAGCUGGAGAAAAUGCUAGCCCCUGCUUUGGAAGAGGCAACAUUGGAGUUUCUUCUUACUGAUUAUGACCUCAUCUAUGGUCGACGUAAGCAAUUAGAACUUGAGAUCCAAGAGGCAUUUUUGCGGUUCAUGAGCAGCCUUCUCAAGGGAUAUCGGUCGUAUUUGCUGCCAAUCACACAGGCCCCUUCUGAAAAGACAACAGACUCCAGUUCACUCUUCAACUUGCAGGGCUUUUUGAAAUCCAGAGAGAGAACAUACCAGAAGUUUUAUUCUCAACUGACCCGCACACAAAUGUUUACUCAGUUCAUUGAAGAGUGCUCUUUUGUCAGUGACCGGCAUGCCUCUUUAGAGUUCUUUGAUGAAUGUGUUGAAAAGGUAGAUGUGGAAAAGCCUGAUGAAGUACGUCUCAUUGAUUUGGAUGAAACUCACAGUGGAGAGCACACUGUGUUCAUAAUGCCACCAGAAGUGCCACAAGGACCUGAUGGCAAUGAGUGUCCUGCAUUGUACAGAUAUGAUGUGUUUCCACUCUUAAAGUCAGAGCUCUUUGAUAGACCACAAGAUUUGCUGAAACUGCAAACUAAAGGGAGUGCACCCAGCAGUCCAGCCCCUCGCAGGACAAAACAGGAAAUCAAGCUAGCCCAGAAACGUGCCCAAAAAUAUUCUUCAGUGCCAGAAAUGUGGUCAAAAUGUUUGCUUGGUCAUUGCUAUGGUCUAUGGUUCAUCUACCUUCCUACAUAUGUGCGAGCUGAGAGUUCCAAGGUGCGAGCCUUACACACUGCUUAUGAAGUGCUAAAGCAUAUGGAGACUAGGAAGGUUGUACUACCUGAUGAGGUAUGCUACCGUAUACUGAUGCAACUCUGUGGUCAGUAUGGACAGCCUGUGUUAGCUGUCAGAGUGCUUCUAGAGAUGAAGAAGGCAGGCAUUACACCUAACACCAUCACUUAUGGCUACUACAAUAAGGCGGUGUUAGAGUGCAAGUGGCCAUCUACCAAUCAAGGUGGGAGGCUGCGAUGGACUAAGCUGCGCAAUGUUAUCCUUGGUGUGGCCCAGUUCAGGCAGCCAAUCAAGCGACGGCAGCUUGAGCAGGGAUCUGUCACUAACAUGUCAGGUAAGUCUAAGAAGUAG